Rubroshorea leprosula is the source of this 1346-nucleotide messenger RNA. NCBI's taxonomy places the organism in Eukaryota, Viridiplantae, Streptophyta, Magnoliopsida, Malvales, Dipterocarpaceae. The record is from the annotation of a GenBank genome assembly.
AACCUUAAGACGCUCUUUUUUUCGGCUUACUGUUUCGUUGGCCCCAGACUUCUCCUGGUAAUGGCUGUUGCCCUGAAAUCGACGGCCAGCUUCCUCCAGCUAAAGAAACCCGAAACCCAUUCUCUAAAUCUGCUUUCAUUCCAGAAAUCAUCAGUUUCAGUCAAGAGGUUCGCUCCAAUGGCUUCCCUCAUCUCUGCUCCAGCUGUUGGUCUCGCCGAGACCUUCUCUCGGUUGAAGAAAGACGGCAAGGUGGCAUUGAUCCCGUACAUCACAGCUGGUGAUCCUGACCUUGCAACAACUGCUGAGGCACUGAAGGUGCUCGACUCUAGUGGAUCGGACAUAAUCGAACUUGGUGUACCAUACUCUGAUCCAUUGGCAGAUGGUCCAGUCAUUCAGGCUGCAGCUACACGCUCUUUGGCUAGAGGAACCAACUUCAAUGCAAUUAUUUCAAUGUUGAAGGAGGUGGUUCCACAAUUAUCCUCUCCGAUUGCUUUGUUCACAUACUACAACCCUAUCCUUAAGCGUGGAGUGGAGAACUUUAUGUCCACCAUAAAUGACGUGGGUGUACGAGGGCUUGUGGUUCCAGAUGUUCCCUUAGAAGAGACUGAAACUUUGAGAAGCGAAGCUAUCAAAAAGAAUAUCGAAUUGGUACUGCUUACCACACCAACUACUCCAACAGAACGAAUGAAAGCUAUUGUUGAAGCGGCUGAAGGAUUUGUAUAUCUUGUCAGUUCAGUUGGAGUUACUGGUGCCCGAGCAUCUGUCAGUGAUCGGGUUGAGACUCUUUUAAACGACAUUAAAGAGGCAACAACCAAGCCUGUAGCGGUUGGUUUUGGUAUUUCAAAACCUGAUCAUGUAAAACGGGUAGUGGGAUGGGGAGCUGAUGGCGUGAUUGUUGGUAGUGCCAUGGUGAAGCUGCUGGGUGAUGCUAAGUCUCCUGAAGAAGGAUUGAAGGAGCUGGAAACUUUCACCAAAUCACUGAAAGCUGCCCUCCCUUGAGAACGUCAUAUAGAGUCAAUCUGAUUUGUUGUUUUCGACCAAAAGCUCCUUUGAAAUAUAUUUUUUUUCUUUAAAUAUCAUUUUAUGGUUGUGAGUUUGUGAAACAGAUUGUAGUUUUUCUUUCAAAGAUAUUCGAAUGCAAGGUAGCCCCUCAGAAAAUUUGUGAACCAUCCAUUCUCUUAAUUUGGUGUCUGCAUUCUUUAAAGUGUUGUGAGCUUUAAUUGGAAAACAAAUACAGCUAGGGUUUAUUCUGAAUUGUGGAAACUCAAUAACUGUUAGGAUAGAUGUAAAUUGAAUAUUGUAGUUUGGUUAUAUGGUUAAAGUCCUGAUGAAGACUUGUAUGAAUU